Molecule: messenger RNA, 2331 nt
Organism: Cyclocybe aegerita
Lineage: Eukaryota; Fungi; Basidiomycota; Agaricomycetes; Agaricales; Hemipholiotaceae
Source: the annotation of a GenBank genome assembly
AUGGACGUAGACCAUCCAGAAACCCCGUCAGAAGCUGGAAAAAAGGAGAAGAAAACGCGCAGGCGUAUGCGGCUCAGCUGUGUGGAGUGUACCAAGCGGCGUCAGAAAUGCGACCGCAAUCACCCCUGUUCGCUCUGUGUCUCCCGAGGAGUCGCCCACCUUUGUCGGUGGGAGAAUGUCCCUGUUGCCCGUCCUAUACCAGGUCGUCCGCCCACCAGUGCCUUUCAGCUUCAACCUCAUCUUCAACCUGACUCUCCCAGCUCGUCUGGGCAGGAUGCAACAGUUACAGACCUCACACGUCGUAUUGCAACUCUUGAAAAAGAGCUGGAAGCUGCCCGAAAGGGGACCCCUAGCCAAUACAGUAGCGGCACCAGCAGUUCUGGGUCCCCUGCUGUAGCGUUUUCGUCUGGAGCUGGGACGAUGUCGACGCCGUCCACAACAGACGCCGGUCCAUCCGGCAGCACAAGCUCGCUCGCGUCACCCAACACGAGCCUCUUCGAGGUUCCGCAACAGCAUUCGUCUGCUGAAUCCCUGAGCAGUCUGAAUGACUACGGAGUAGACAGUAUGCGCGUCGACUACCCGCUUCAGCCACCUUCAUUAGACACGAUGCUCUCGUUCCAAAUCCAAGAUGCGACAUACACAACGACAUCGACUCUCGCACAACUCUCCCUAGCGCACCACGGUGAAUUCAUUGGACGUGGCGGGCUUAUUUGUGCACUCCACACAAUCUCGUCAAAAUCGCGACCGCGCUUCUUGUAUGCCAAAUCUACAGAUGCCACGACAGGAUGUACAGCACCCGUUCAGAAGUUCUCCAACAUACCAUUUGUCAGUUCCGUCGAGGAACUCAUGUCAAAUCUCCCUCCGCGUCCGAUUGUGGAGACGCUCGUAGAUGGCUUCUUCGCCGAAGUCAACUGGCGGUACGGGAUCCCGGAGGAGUGGUUUAGCGGGGCCCUGGCGCAGAUGUACACCGCGCUGGGGGAGAGUAUGCACGACUCGCAGAUCAACGCGAACUGGCUGACGCUGCUCUUCGCCAUGAUCGCAUCUGCCCCGGAGAGCUCGUACAAUGACGCCCGCCGCGCGUACCUCACUGGUGAUCCGUGGCCGAGCGACGACUACUUCAUGUGCAGUAUGAUGGGCCGCCGAAUCGCGGAGGACGAGUACUUGAACCUACCGAACAUGUCGUUCAUGGUGUCGGCUGCCGACGGCACCGUCCUGGGCUGCCUUGCGACGCCGCUGCUGUGCAGCUAUCUUGCUGAGCGCGGCAGGAUUAGUGAAGCGUGGAAGUUGGUCGGGUACGCGAUACGCAAUGCUGAGGCGGUGGGGAUGCAUUUUGACCCCGAGUGGAAGUUGUGGCAGAUGAUGUCGGGGGACGAGAGGCUGUUGAGGAGGAGGGCGUUGUGGGGGCUUUUCAUAGCAGACAAAACAUACGCCUACAUCCUCGGCCGUACUAAUGUCCUUCGCCGAGCGACAUGUGCUGUUGCCCUUUUCCCCACUGAGAAUUCGGAUGGUUCUCGGAAUUGGUUCAACGCCGGCCAAAAUGCUAUCGUAAGCUUAAUGGAAUUGGUGGCUGAAGGUGCACAGAAGGUACUACUAUGUGUCGGUGCAACCUAUCCUGGUUGUCAAAAUGCUCUUGACAUGGACCGCAAGUUUGAGGAGUGGAAAAGGCACCUUGAAGCUGAGUAUCAGCCCGGCUAUGAUUUACGUUCGAUUGGAGAUCUUAGCCCGAGCGAAGUACGGUUGAUAGCGUGCCAAAGAUACCUCCUCCAUACGUGGUAUCUCAAUGGACGACUAAAGCUUUUCAUUUCGUCUACCACUGGUCAAGAACGCCUGUUGCAACCACCACAUCUUCUUCGGGAGAAUAUGGAAAAAUGUCUUUGCCUGGCCUUCCAAGUCAUACGAUUCCAGAUUGCAACAUUCCACACCAUCGACCAUCCUCAUGUUGACACGAUAGGGCCGAUUUACCCAGGAGGGUGUUGGCUCUUUGAGGGCUGUUUCUCCCUUUUCGAAGCAUCAGUGGCACUCUUCACGGGCUUGGCCCAAUAUCCGAUCCAGGAGAAGAUGCUCGAGGCUAAAUCCGCUAUCGAGUCCGCCGUGGACGUCUUUAACGCCGUAGUGAGACGCGAGGAGGGAAAGAGGAGGGAGACGGCUGCAAGGGCAAUCGAGCUGCUGACAACGAUCCUACAUCAACAUUGGUCAGAAGCAGGCCAAUCAUUCCAAGCAACCAAAAUAAAGGACGACCCCGACGACGCCGAAGCGAUGGAAUCUACCAGAGCCCGACCAGCAGCAACUCAUUUCGUCGACUCCAUUCACUCUCAGUUGCAUGAGAGAUAG